Molecule: messenger RNA, 732 nt
Organism: Maylandia zebra (zebra mbuna)
Lineage: Eukaryota; Metazoa; Chordata; Actinopteri; Cichliformes; Cichlidae
Product: gap junction beta-3 protein-like
Biological process (GO): cell-cell signaling
Cellular component (GO): connexin complex
Molecular function (GO): gap junction channel activity
Source: RefSeq, a predicted model, not a curated record
AUGGAUUGGAAAGUUCUUCAGGGUUUUCUCAGCGGAGUCAACAAGUACUCCACUGCCUUCGGAAGGAUCUGGUUAUCAGUGGUCUUUGUUUUCCGGGUGCUGAUCUUCGUGGUGGCUGCUGAGCGAGUCUGGAGCGACGAGCAGGGGCACUUCGACUGCAACACCCGUCAGCCUGGUUGCACCAACAUCUGUUAUAAUCACUUCUUCCCCAUCUCCCACAUUCGCCUUUGGGCCCUCCAACUUGUUUUCAUCACUUGCCCUUCAUUCAUGGUGGUGCUCCACGUGGCUUACCGGGAAGAACGGGAACGCAAGUACCGAGCCAAGCACGGCGAGAACACUCGGCUCUACGACAACCCGGGACAAAAGCAUGGCGGCCUGUGGUGGACGUACCUGAUGAGCCUCUUCAUCAAAACUGGUUUCGAGAUCACUUUUCUCUACUUGCUCCACUACAUCUACGAUAGCUUUAAGCUGCCCAGGAAGGUUCAAUGCGAUGUCAGCCCCUGUCCAAAUCUGGUUGACUGCUACGUGUCUCGACCCACUGAGAAAACCGUUUUUUCCUACUUCAUGGUGGGGGCAUCCGUCCUGUGUGUGGUGCUCAACAUUUGUGAGAUAUUCUACAUGAUUGCGACCAGAGUGGUGAAUCGAAAACAACACGGCAGCAUCAGAAUUGCAUCGAGAAAGGUCCGCCCUGAAGUGGACUGCGACGCCUGCAAGUCCUCUCACGCUGAAUAG